Molecule: messenger RNA, 642 nt
Organism: Medioppia subpectinata
Lineage: Eukaryota; Metazoa; Arthropoda; Arachnida; Sarcoptiformes; Oppiidae
Source: the annotation of a GenBank genome assembly
AUUACUUCUAAUAACUAUGAGGAGAACAGGAUUAAACAAAUAUGCGACAAAUAUUUAAUAUCCAAUUUUUGUCAACAAAUUUCCGGCAAUAAUAAUGCGAUUGAAUGCCAAACGAGACACACAUUUAACGACUCGUUCAACGACGACAACAAUAACAGUGCAAUUCGUUGGUCGGGCUAUAAAUACGGCUUUUGGGCCCAAUUGUGGGCUUUAUUGUGGCGCUCAUACCUAUUAACUACGAGAAAUCAUGAUAUUAUGAUUGCCCAGAUGCUUUUUGUGGGCAUUAACGUAAUGGUAUUUGGUUCGGGAAUCCGUUUAUUUAUUCGGGAACACGACAAUCGUUACGCACUGUCGACUAUAACCCGGGAUGUUCUCACCACAAUGAUAUUAUUACCAGUAUUUACCAUAAUAAUGCAAGUGCUUGCCGGAUUUAUUUUAAACACAAGCUCAUUACAAAAUUGGUUGCAGUGGAUUAAAUACUUAAAUUUUCUACACUACGCGUACGAAUCGCUUAUUGUAAACCAAUGGCGAUAUAUCGACGAUAUUCCGUGUAUUAAUGGCAGUCAAUCUAUAGGACAAUGUUAUGGCAAUGGACUCAAUGUGAUUAAAUCGCUGGGAUUUUACGAAAGUAAUUUAUAUUGG